UUUGCCAGGACAAAGUGGAGCACGAGUCAGUGAAAGUGCUGGACAUUCUUUCUCUCUUUCUCUCACGAUUUAACGCACGGAAUACUGGCCGGCGAUACUCACUUGUCUUCCUUAAUCAACUACCAGCCGGAGUGGAAAUCAUGAAUUUGGUAUUCAUUUUGCUAGUCUGCGUCGGUUUAUCGAGUUGCCAAACAACGGAGACGGUGUCCCAAGAUGGUCCGCGGAUAGGUCUGAUAGAAUGGAUCCACAAUUUGAUUGGUUCCGGCACUACCACGUCGCGGCCGUCCACUGUAAAGCCAUCGAAUGAUCCGCCAAAGGACUGCCCAACAUGUCAAUGCGGUAUCGCGCGGACGCACCGGCGAAUCGUGGGCGGUACGGAGACCAAGGAGAAGGAGUAUCCGUGGAUCUGCGUGCUGCUGUACGGCGGCCGCUUCUAUUGCGGCUGUUCGCUAAUCGCAGACCUCUACGUCAUGACCGCCGCGCAUUGCACUGCCGGAUUCCGUAAAGAGAGAAUAACAGUCCGUUUCUUGGAGCACGAUCGCAACGUCGCCAACGAGACGAAGACGAUUGACAGAAAGGUUGCGGCCAUUAUCCGCCAUCCCAGAUACAACCCGGGAACUUACGACAACGAUAUCGCCAUGUUGAAAGUUGAUGAAAGAUUAGAUUUGAGCAAAGUGAUCAAAAAGUUAAGAAAUGAAGAGGGUACAGAGGAAGAACAGGAGCGUGGGGUAGGAACUGUUUGUCUACCGGAGUCUGGACUCUCGUAUACUGGAUAUAAUGCUAUUGUCGCCGGCUGGGGCACCACUGAAGAAGGGGGGUCUGUUUCUAACGUUCUUAGGGAGGUAACAGUACCCAUAAUAUCAAACUCUGAGUGUCGCAUGACAAACUACAAGGAGCGCAUAACUGAGAACAUGUUAUGCGCUGGUAUCGACGCUGGUGGUAAGGACGCUUGCCAGGGCGACUCCGGAGGGCCCUUGCACAUCUUCAACAAUAACACCAACACGUGGCAGAUCGCAGGAGUAGUCUCGUGGGGCGAAGGUUGCGCUAGACCUAAAACGCCUGGAGUGUACAGCCGAGUCAACCGAUACCUCACUUGGAUCAAAAGUAAUACGAAAGACGCAUGUUACUGUGAAGAGAAAUUCAUCAAAAAAUAUUAACACAUUCCAUGCUACGAAGUUCACAUAUGAUAAUGAAGCAAGGAGGUUGUAUUGAAUAUGUUAAUGUCCGUCCACAAUAAUUAAAAAAAAUGAUCUUGACAAAAAACAGAGACUGCCAGUAACAAAAAACAUAUUUAUUUUGUAGGUUGUUUCUAUUAGAAUUAAUUUAUAUGAUAAAAGGAG
Molecule: messenger RNA, 1340 nt
Organism: Papilio machaon (common yellow swallowtail)
Lineage: Eukaryota; Metazoa; Arthropoda; Insecta; Lepidoptera; Papilionidae
Gene: P37k
Product: transmembrane protease serine 9
Exons: 7
Coding region: 141-1157 (338 amino acids)
Biological process (GO): proteolysis
Molecular function (GO): serine-type endopeptidase activity
Source: RefSeq, a predicted model, not a curated record